AUGGACCCUUUGUCUCUGGUGGCUGAACACUGCGCCGAUGCCGGACACACGUUCGCCUUUCAGAAUGCUGAAAUUCUGGGCCGGGGAAACGAUCGCAUAGCCAGGGAAACAAUCGAGGCUUGGCACACGGGGACAACCUCCAUCAACCGCUGUGUGACUCUUCCCGCUGCCUAUCAAGCCCUUCGAGCGCAGCUCAGCAAACAAAUGAGCAGACGUGAACCCAGGCUAAACAUGAACCCAGACAUGAACGAGUCCAUGGCGGAUGCACACUCAGCCACCCCCCAACCGGGUUCAGACGAAGGCGCAGUCCUCACCACAGCCGGUCCAUCUACUAGUCAGGCGGACGAGAAAACGGACAGUCGUUGCGGCGUAAACAAGAUUGCCAGGCUUAGACGACAGCUACGGUCAAUGAAGGUACGAACGACGUCCACCAACGUCUCAACGCCGGCCUCCGAUGUAGAUUGA
Messenger RNA from Spirometra erinaceieuropaei, 465 nucleotides. Lineage: Eukaryota; Metazoa; Platyhelminthes; Cestoda; Diphyllobothriidea; Diphyllobothriidae. The record is from the annotation of a GenBank genome assembly.